Messenger RNA from Schistosoma rodhaini, 3033 nucleotides. The record is from the annotation of a GenBank genome assembly. Lineage: Eukaryota; Metazoa; Platyhelminthes; Trematoda; Strigeidida; Schistosomatidae.
AGAGGAAGUAUUUUGCCGCGGUAUUCGGUAGUUGGGAAUGAAGGCGUUAAUUGGUUUGUUUGCAUUUAUCGGGGUUUACUUAGUACAUCACCUGGGGUUAUUGAUGCCUGCUCUCUAUAUGUGUAUGCCUUUUAUUUGUCUAGCGACAUAUAUCUAUGAGUGGCACGUUUAGUUGGUCUGCUCUGUGAAUAUAUUCACAUAAUGAUCAUAUAUGAUUAUUAUUGUAUUCACAUGCCGAGAAAUCAAAUUAAGAUCACUAUUUAAUCCUACAUUACACUAAUCUGGACUUAUAUACCUUUACUCUUCGUAAGCUUGGAACUUCCUAACCAUCGAGUUAAUCUAUGCAAAUAGCCAGUUAGUGUAAAAACUCAAUAUACUGAUCUUUCUGUACCAUAACUUUAUGCUAAAGUAAUUGGUGAUAUCACCCGCAGGAAAUACCAUUAAGACUGAGCUAUACGACCGACCCUAUAAUAAAUGUGAGAUCGUUCUAAAGUCAUGGCAAACCAAAAAGCCAGUUGUCUGCUAGUGACGAAAAUAUUCUUACCCCAAAUUAUUUGUAAGGCAGUGUAUUAUUAGGAAGUGCACUAAUUUGCGGCUGUGGUCGCAAGACGGUACGAAUAUCGUACGGGUAUUUGUUUGAGGAAACUACGUGAACCUGUGACAUUUGGAGGUGUCAGGAAAGUGGAUAAAACUCGUACAUAUAAAUCAAGUGACUUGUGUGGCGCAUAUGUAUUCGGUGCCCCUUUGUAUCAAUAUUUGUGCCCAAAUAAAUAAAGUACGGCAAAAUGUUCUAGACUUAUAAAGACUUUUGUUCUAUACUGUAAAUCACUUAUUUUCAUUCCGUCUCAUUGGUUAGAACGUUUUGAAGUCUUCGGGUUGUCCGAGUAUAUAGUUCACCUUUACCUGUAAAACUUCAGGACAUGGUGUGGAGUAUUGAGAGAUGUACAUCAGAAAAAAAUACACAAGAUAAUUGGGAUUUAAUUUUAGAAAUAUGUGAAAAAUAUGCUAGACAAGAGCCAUCAGUUUGUAUCCAAGCUAUAUGUAAACGAAUUUUUCAUAAGAAUCCAAAUGUUUCUAUUAGAGCUAUCACAUUAUUAGAUGCAUGCAGUAAAAAUUGUGGUAAACAAUUUAAUAGAGAAUUAGCUUCAAAAGAUUUUACACAAUUAAUCAAAAAGAAUUUUUCGAGUUUACAACGGAUACCAAGUAUUAAAUUAACUGAAAUCUUUGAAAAAUGGUCAGAAGAAUUUAAAAAUGAUUCUGAAUUAGCAUUAGCAGCUAGUUUUUAUAGUUGGGUUAAAAAUGAAUAUCCGGAUCUUGUAAAACAAGCAAUGGAUGAAAGACAGAUAGUUAAACAUGGUCAUUCACGCCAACACGUCUCACAAUUACAGGCUAAAGAAGAGGAAGAUUUAGCACAGGCUAUUGCUUUAUCACUGAAAGAUACUGACAAUUCAGCGUCAUCCCAUCCAAACAAACAGUCUGUUUCCACUUCAAAUGAGAAGACUAGUUUAUAUCCUUCUUGCUCUCAACUUCCAUUUAAUUCACUUUCAACUUAUUCAACGUCAACAUCAUCAUCAAAUCGCUCUAAAACAACUGUUCCUCGCAAUUCAAAGGGACAGGUAAGAGCAUUGUACGAUUUUGAAGCAGCUGAAGACAAUGAAUUAUCAUUCAAAGCUGGAGAGCUUAUCCUACUCUUAGAUGAUUCCGAUGAGAAUUGGUGGCUUGGAAGCAAUAGCAAAGGUCAAGGUUUAUUUCCCGCUCAAUUUGUCAAACGUGAAAUUGAACUUGAUGGAGUAAAUAAUGUCAAAUCAAGUCCAGGCGAAGUUUCUCACAUUACAGAUGUUAAAAGAAACCAACCUUCCAAAAAAAUUGUCCCCCAACUUGAUGAGAAGAAAAUUGAUGAAUGUUUACGUUUAAUUACCACUGUAGAUCCUACUGGUGAAUUUCAACAAGAUCCACCAGAAUUAAGUCAACUUGAAGCAGAAUGUGUAGCAAUGGUUCCACUUGUUGAUCCUGAAUUAAAAUUAGUUGAUAAAGAAAUUAUUAUGCUUACAGAAUUAAAUCAACGUUUAUUAGAUGCAUUUCAAUUGUAUCAUGAUAUUAUGUCACGUCAGAAUCCUUCAAAUGCUUAUUAUAACGGAAUGUCUAAUACUAUUACUAACACCACGACCAACUCAAUAAAUCCAACAAUCCCUUACUUACCACCAAAUACUCCGAAUAUAUAUCCAUAUACACAGCCAGAAUCGUCAAUGACUAAAUCUUCAUCGGCAGUACCUAUGAAUGGAUUCACUAUGCCAACAGAUUUGAAUGGAACUGUGAUGUUUCCUCCUACUGACUCUUAUCCUAUGUCAACUGGAAUUUAUGCAAAUCCACAAAUAGAAAAUUUCGGUGGUAAUCUUCCACAAAACCUUCAUAGUGGUCAGGCAUCAUCUCAACCAUUUCCUGUACAGCAGUUUUAUGGAUCAAAUCAAAUAGUACCUCCCGAUGUUGUUACUCAACAAAUGCAAUCAUAUCCAUCUGGCAAUAACAAUUAUGGAGUUCCAACUUAUCCGAUGAAUGAGUCUCAAUCUAUGAUGUAUACAGAUCAAUCAAACAACACCCUCUCAACUCAGAGAAUACAACAACAACAACAACAACCGUAGGUUUCAUCUAACUCCAUAAAAACUGCUAGGAAUUACUAAGAACUAUUUACUUGUGUAAGUGAAUGAUAUUUUAUUGAGACGGGUGUUGUUCUUUUCUUUUAAAGAAAAGCUUCAUUCCUCUAAUAUAACAUACAAAUGAUUUCUUUUAUAAACAAUAUCUUCAGUUAUGCUCUAAUAAACCAUUAACCAUUUUCAAUUUGUCUUUCAUUCUCAACUACUACUCACUCACUAUUAGUAGUUCAUCCGUUGUUGUCUUGUUUUUUUUCUGUAAACUUCUAUCAAAUUAUCUUCAUUCUAUCAUUUGUGAUUUAAUUCAAAUCAUAAUGAAUUAUAAAUAAUUGUAAUUAUUCAUCAUACUUAUAUAAGUGAAUAAUAUCUCACUAAUGCCUUCUUU